Gregarina niphandrodes is the source of this 789-nucleotide messenger RNA. RefSeq lists its product as hypothetical. The transcript has a single exon. The record is from RefSeq and is a predicted model, not a curated record. The coding region runs from base 1 to 789 and encodes 262 amino acids. Lineage: Eukaryota; Apicomplexa; Conoidasida; Eugregarinorida; Gregarinidae.
AUGCAAGCUAUCGCAGCCACGAAAACGUCCAGCAGGAAUCUGUCCAAACGGUUCAUUGUGCCCAUGGUAGCGGCAUCUUCUGAAGCCCAAUCGACCGAGUCAGCACAGGCGUCGAAAGAAGCAUUAGCAGAAGUUGGGUCGAAAACGCAGGGAAAGAGUGAUGAAACAUCGUGGGACUCCGAUAAAUUAAUGAGCAUGAUGAAGGAAGUUGAGGAAAAGAAGAAGGAGGUCAUGAAGCAGUUCUCUAGUUUCCAGACAGGUGAUAAGGACAGUUACUCACACGACGAAAAGAGUCAGACGGCAAUUCGUAACGCCGUAGCUUCUUCGCAAGGGGCAGGUGUGAUGCGUGUGGAGUAUUUGCAAAGUGCAUAUACUUUGCGUUGUUUGGGUCAAACGGAGAGUGUGAUGACAAAAACAAUCUUGCCGGCACUUGGUGUCAAGCCCUUUGACGGAUCCACGACCGUCGCCUGGAACGAUUUGCCCUUGUUGCAUCAGCGACUAAGCAACCCCCAGACCAAAGAGGCUGCCCUCAAGGACAUCCGCGAACGCACGGCCCUCUCUCGCGGCUCACCCAUCAGCCAAAACCCUGGCUCCUUCAACACCAAAACCGGAGCACUUAGCGCUGGCAAAGUCUUCCGUACCGCCCUCCUCCGAGCCGCCUUCCAGGAUAUCAACUUCGCUAAACAAAUUGUACAACAUCAAAGUGAAAAUGUUCUCGAGGACGACCAACUCAGAAGACUCCUCGACCUCAGAGCCGACGCUUGGACUGACCUCGCCGUCACCUGGUAA